Lethenteron reissneri (Far Eastern brook lamprey) is the source of this 328-nucleotide messenger RNA. RefSeq names its product molybdenum cofactor synthesis 2 (gene MOCS2). The record is from RefSeq and is a predicted model, not a curated record. Gene Ontology annotation, biological process: Mo-molybdopterin cofactor biosynthetic process. Gene Ontology annotation, cellular component: molybdopterin adenylyltransferase complex. Lineage: Eukaryota; Metazoa; Chordata; Hyperoartia; Petromyzontiformes; Petromyzontidae.
GGGGAAGUGACAUGCCACGUGUUGUCGGGUGAACACGGCGGCCCGGAUAUCCACGUGAAUGACUGCGGUGCAGAUCACGGUGCUGUACUUUGCGAAGAGCGCCGAGCUGGCAGAGACGAGGAGGGAGGUCCUCACUGUGCCGAGGCAGCUCACGUCCCAGCAGCUCUGGCUGGAGAUCGUGUCUCACCAUCCAAGCCUCCGAGUGAUUGAGCAGAACCUGGUCCUCGCCGUUGGGGAGCAGUACGUCUCCUUGGGUGACGAAGAGCUUCUUCUUGAGCCAGGCCAGGAGGUGGCUCUCGUGCCCCCGCUGAGCGGCGGCUAGCGGCAG